This is a messenger RNA of Centropristis striata (black sea bass), 4320 nucleotides long. RefSeq names its product nuclear receptor coactivator 5 (gene ncoa5). Gene Ontology annotation, molecular function: RNA binding. Gene Ontology annotation, biological process: regulation of signal transduction. NCBI's taxonomy places the organism in Eukaryota, Metazoa, Chordata, Actinopteri, Perciformes, Serranidae. The record is from RefSeq and is a predicted model, not a curated record. The coding region runs from base 1838 to 3862 and encodes 674 amino acids. The transcript has 11 exons. Gene Ontology annotation, cellular component: nucleoplasm.
AAGAAGAAGAGAUAGCAGCCGGCCCGUGAAUGCAGAAGAAGAAGGAGCAUUGUGAGACGCUAACGAAAUCGUCAGUACCUGUCCGUGGCCUUGAAAGCCUAUAAACGGAGAUAAAAUUCACGUUGAAGACUUGGGGUUUUAAAUUAUGUGGAUGAAGAACCCAAGACAUCCAGGUUCAAGUUAAGGUAUGUAAAGGGUUGCUUCCAAAAAAGCAUUAUGUAAAUUACCUCCAACCAUAAAUGUAAUGUAACACAAAUACCCUUGCUUAUGUCAGUUUGUAAUGCAUGUGUGAUGAGACUGAAAAUAACUAGAGAUUCUCUUUGGCUUAAAUCCUGUUAAAGUGUGCCAUGUGAAAACAUCAACUUUUCCUGAAAACUUUUUUUUUAAGAUUGUCUGUUUCUUUGUACAAAAGAAAACAUUUGCAUUUCAGCAUUUUUAAGGUGAUCGUAAGCCAAUAAUUUCAUUUCAUCAAUGCGAUUUUCCUCAAGAUGUCGUUACCAUUUCAAGAGAAGAGGAUGAUUUUAAACCAAUGCUGAAUUUCCAUUUGCAGGAAACACUGUUUGAGAGUUGUGUGCACUACUAUAUAGUGAAACGAAUUAAGACCCAAUGGGGAAUAUUUUUCUUGCCAACUGAAACUCCAUUAGCUGCGCGGUUAAGAAUUUGACCGAGAGAUGAAAUUGGGAUGAGCGACGUCAUCCUAAACUUAAGUCAUGGGAAAUUUCGUCAGGAAAUGUUUGACUCUGGAAUUGAAAGCAAAGAGGCCAUUUUUAAAAUAUGAUUGCACAACUGAUCAUGCUGCACAGCUGACACUUAUUCAUUUUCUCACAACUGAAGUAUAACGCUGCCAUUUUAUUUUGUGGACAUUUUCGCGGAUUCAUGUUGGGUACCAUGACAUGUGUUUUCACCAUCGAUUUAAAGCCAUUCUUUAACAGGCACCAUGUCAAUACAUGGCUCAUUUUGACACUUAAUCAGGUCAUUUUAAGAUGCACAUAGUCAUGGUGCAUUUUAUGCAAUUACAUAGUUUAGAUUUAUUUAGUGGAACAAAUGAUGUAGCCAAUUAAUAUGAUGACACAGUUUUCGCAGGUGUGCCAUUUAUACAGGACAAUUAAAAUCACUUGAGGCUUGUUGAAAGACCAGCCCAGCGCAAGUGCACAUUUUUUCCGAUCAGGUGUAGAAAUGACUCUACAUGAAAUUUGCUCAUGCCAAACAAAAGACCGUGCCAAACCGCAACGAGUGACCUUUAAACUAGUUAUGCAAGGCUUUUACGUCCCUACACGAUGGAAAACGGGGGCAAAAGUCCACUGCAUCACUGUAUUACGUGGCGGAUUUACAUUUGCAUUUAAUAUAUUCAGCAUCAAACAUGCAUGUUGAUGAUGUCCCACUUGCGCCCGUUGUGCCUGAUUUCAGAGCCACGCUCUCUGAUAUGCGAAGUUCCAGUGCAGCCUUAAAUCUAAUGAUACCCUGCUGUGCAAGUGAGCACCAGAGAGAAAACAAUGGUGCAUUCAAGAAGUGUUGUUUUUCUAACACAAGGUCUUGGAAGAAUUUGCGAUUUAACGAGCACGAUUUGUUUAACAUUUUUAUAUUUGCUACAGUUGAAAAUGAAUUUGCAGCAUCACUGCAUUUCCAUUGUCUGAACUUUGAUGUGAUUUUGAUCUGCAACUUUUGCUCCACUAAAACUUUUCAUCCUUCCAAGGAAUUUGAUCUCUUCUCUUAACUCACUGGCAUGUUUCAGGAUUGUGGACAACAAUUUAAAGGCGCUUAUUAGCGGUCAAACCAAAGUAUUUCAAGCAUUUGAGACGUACGAAGAAAGAAAACGGUAUACCCUUUGGAUCGAGUCAUGUCACGCCGAAGAAGCCGCAGCCCCUCCCCAGGGCGUUUUUCACGCUCCUGCAGCAGUAAUGAUCCUAGAGAUUUGGAGAGACGCAUUUUCGUUGGGAAUUUGCCGACCUCCGACAUGGAAAAGAAGGAUUUGGAAGACAUGUUCAGCCCGUACGGGAAAAUAGUCGGCGUGUCGAUGUUUCGUGGGUUUGGAUUUGUACAAUUUGAACGUGUUGAGGAAGCCGAAGCUGCAAAGGCGGCCCAAAAGGGUCGCAUAUAUAAAGGUUAUAAAAUAGAUGUAAAUAUGGCAGUGGAGCGACGGCAAGCUAAACCUCAAUCCCAGCAGAGCCCCCCACGAAGGGCCCCGUAUGGCAGUUAUGGCGACAGCAAAGACCCCCGGCCUCGGUCACGAUCACCUGUAUAUGUGCGUGAGCCUCGAGACAGCCGAGACAGCCGUGAGCCUCGAGACAGUCGUGACAGCAGAGACAGCCGUGAGCCUCGGGACAGCCGUGAUGCAAGGGACCCGGGUAGAGACCCUGGCAGAGACCCGGGUAGGGACCUGGGCAGAGACCCAGGCAGGGACCCAGGAAGAGAGUCGAGGCUGGGUGCCCACUCUCGUGACCAUGAUUUACGGUACCGUGGCUCAGAGAGCAGAGACAAAGACCCCAGAGGCCCAGACCCCAGAGGCCCGGACCCCACAUACAGCAGAGAUGACUAUGACCGAUACUACCGCAGCGGCAGUGGUGCUGAAGACUAUUAUCGGAGGAAGGAUGAACCCUACAGGGAGGCUUACAGAGAUCCCUGGAAUGGACGCCGCGAGACAGAGGUCCCCUCUACACUCUCGGCAACAGCAGAUGAUCGUGCUCGACCAGAAGAGCGUCGGCGUAAUGAAUUGUAUCGACAGUACUAUGAAGAACUUCAGCGGCGCUACGACACCGACCGUCCUGUUGACUGCUCAGUGAUUGUCGUCAACAAGGCGCAAAAUCGGGAGUAUGCUGAGACGGUCGGGCGGAAAGUUCGCGAUUUGGGCAUGGUGGUGGAUCUGAUCUUCCUCAACACAGAAGUGUCACUUACCCAGGCACUAGAGGAUGUAGGCCGAGCCCGCACUCCUUUUGCCAUCAUCAUUACCCAGCAGCACCAGGUCCACCGGUCCUGCACGGUCAACAUCUUGUUCGGCACACCACAAGAGCAUCGAAACAUGCCAAUGCAGGAUGCCAUGAUGCUGGUUGCCCACAAUUAUGAUGCCUACAAAGUUGAAAACCGUGAAAAAGAACGAGAAGAGAUUGCCAGAAAGGCUGCCAAAAUGGCUGACAAUGUGUUGCUCAGAGAGCCGGACAGAGAGGGCCACCCCAUUUCUGUGCUCACCACCAUCACACUGCUUUCUGAAAACAGAUUUGUAACACCAGAUGAAAUGGACAGUCUCAUCGCCUACCUGAAGGACAAAAGAACCCGGCUGCUACGAAGCACUGCAGACCCUCUUGCAGCUCCAGCUCCUGCAGCAGGACAUCAUGACGUUCCACCCUCAGCCGCAGGAUUGCCGCCUCCAUCCCAUUCUACUCUCACCGCCCCACAGUCCAGCCACCUCGGCCUGUCGGCUGCUUCAAGCGCCUCAGCUAAUUCCAGCAAUCAGCAGGAGCUGCAAGCUAAAAUUCUCAGCCUGUUCAACAGCGGCAGCGGGGCGUCAUCAGGAGCCGUUGGCCCACCCUCUGUCUCCCAGGUGCAGUCCUACGGUUCCCUUGGCCCACCACCUAGCCAGAACCCCCCCCGCCCAGUGAUGCCUGGUCCUUCUCCAGUUGCAUCCCAGGCGUAUGGCGCCCCCCCCGGCCGCAUGCAAGGCCCACCAGUUGGUCAAAGACCGCCCAGCUCUACUUCAGGUAUCAAUUUUGACAACCCGAGUGUACAGAAAGCACUGGACACGCUCAUUCAGAGCGGACCUUCUCUCAACCACCUGGUGGGCUCUUCGGCCUCUCAGCAGCCACCCCCCAGGUCAGCACCCAGCAUGGGCCAGGCCCCACCUAUGUCCAUGUAUCCCCGACAUUACUGAAGGUUGUAGUCAAUUAAUUCUUCUAAUGUGAGCUCCCCCUCUCCCUGUGACACAUCAGUCCUCUGUGCAGUGAUUUUACCAGCUGUGUAUAGGUAGAUUGUAAGGUUGGAUGUUUUGUAAAAGCUUUUAAUUUUUUUUUUUUUGUAUUUUUUGCUCUCGAUAUUAUGUUUACUUGAUUAGAAUGUUAUGAUUUUGAUUUGAUGAAUUGUCCAGACGAACUGCUGGUCUAUAUUUUAUUAGCCAGAAGAUAUUUAUUCAGUCUUCUUACAUGCGAGAUAAAAGAUGAAGAACAUGCAUGUGUACAGUAUAUUUCAGUUCAUGAUGGACACCUUAGUUCUUUCCCAACCAUGAUCAAUUCUGUGUUUUAUAGUUUUGCACUGUGUCUUUUUAAUUUGUAACAUUUUCAUUGUCAAAACAGGACAUGAUUAAAAACUCGAGACACAAUUGCUGUAAUAAAA